AUGUCCCUGGAUGUUCAAGACGUUAUAUACCUUAGUUCUGACGAUUCAGACAUAGAUAGCACCCCGAUACCCAUUCCUCAACCUAUUACACCGUCUGAUUUGCGCCAAAAUGGCGAGAAUACCGAAAAACGAAUACGACUAGAUUCACUUUUCAAACCUGGAUCUUCAACAAACCAAUGGAACGACCCGUCCCAGGAGACUCAUGAUGAUACCCCGGCUGCCUCAGACGACGUGGUGAUAGACUUGACCGAAGAAAUGCCAGAAAACAACGAAACCGAAAAAAAACCAGGAUUUUUUCAAAGACUACUUCAGCCGUUUCAGAGCCACGUCACCAACAAUGACCACCAAAUACAGACCACAGACCCCCUGAAUGGCUACUACCACGCCUCUGAUGUUAUGAACCCACCAGUGAUUCCCCAAGACCCAGAUCCAGCAAAUUUUAUAGAUGAUAGUGAUGACGAAAUAAUGAUCCUAGACCCUGUUGAAGCGGCAAAAUUGGGCAAGUUUAAAGAGGCUUCGUUUUCCAACCACCAGCGACUCAACAAUUUUCGCUAUCCGUCAGAAGUGGAAGCCCCAGACUCGCAAGUGGCCCCUCCCAGCUUGUUCAACCAACCGGCACCAGUGGCACAUUUUGGCCAUGAUCCACGAGCAACUUUUCACGCAGACCAACUACGAAUCAACCAGCUUCAGCAGGUGCGUGCUCAGAACAUGAGGGAGAUACAAGAGCUCCAGAUUCGUGGUCAAUCUCUCUCCCAGACGAUGCAACAUGACCAGAGGAACAUGGACGCAGCAGCUGCCAAGGCCAUCAGACUCGAAAAGGAGUUGAAGAUGUUACGAGAAGACCCUAAUAGCGAGCGUGAGAGACUCGUGGCGCUCGAGGGUGAAGCCCAACGACUGCUCGAUGCUUAUAGAGGGCUCAACCAGCGCCGUAAAAACUUCACUAAUGAGCUCCGGAGAGUUCACUCGCUGUUGCCGCGUCUCCAAGACGUUGUUCGCAAGACAGAAGUGGAAUUGAAUCGCCUAAUGUCUAUACAAAGCGCAAGCCAAGCUCAGCUCCAAGCUCAGCUCCAACCACAACCUAUUCAACCGCAACAUAUUCAACCACAACCUGUUCAACCGCAGGGUUAUGUACGCAAUGUCUAUGGAGGAAGAGACGAGGUUGACCUUAAAGAAUUGCUCAACAAUAUCCGUCCAGACGAAGAAGCAGACACCGAAGACAUGGCUGCUACACCGCCAGAAUUGGCUAUUUCUCUAUUGAAACACCAGAAAUUGGGCUUGACUUGGUUGCUUCGGAUGGAGGAGUCCAAGAGUAAGGGCGGCAUACUAGCCGAUGAUAUGGGAUUGGGAAAAACUAUCCAGGCGUUGUCGCUAAUUGUAGCACACAAAUCGAGCGUCGACGACUGCAAGACAACUUUGGUGAUAGCUCCUGUGGCAUUAUUACGUCAAUGGGCAGCUGAGCUCGACUCGAAACUCAAGUCGUCUUACCGAUUCAAAGUUGCUAUAUAUCACGGAAACGAGAAGAAACUGAUGACAAGAUUUAGGGCUUUUAAAGGUUUUGACGUGGUUUUAACUUCCUACGGCACCUUGUCGUCAGAAUGGAAAAAGCAUUACAAGUCUGCCAUUGAAGAAGCACAGGUCACCCCAGGUCAAAAUGUGGUUCCUGAUCUUGAUUCUGGUGGUGAACUGUACGACUCGCCAUUUUUUUCCAGAGGAGCCAUCUUCUAUCGUGUUAUCUUGGAUGAAGCACAGAACAUCAAAAACAAAAAUGCUAUCGCUUCGAAAGCCGUAUAUUGUAUCAAGUCGAAGUACCGACUUUGUUUGUCAGGAACUCCCAUUCAGAAUAAUCUCGAUGAGUUGUACCCCAUACUUCGGUUUCUACGUAUCAAACCUUACAAUGAUGAAGAAAGAUUCAGAGGCGAUAUUGUGUUGCCAUUAAAGCAGAAAGGAGGCUACUCCGAUGUCUUCUCACAAAGAAGAAGUAUGAAGAAACUUCAGGCAUUGCUUAGUGCUAUUUUAUUGCGUCGUGCCAAAGAUUCUCUUAUCGAUGGACAGCCAAUAUUGAGUCUACCCGAAAAGCAUAUUGAAGAAGUUCAGGUCGACAUGGAAGCGAAAGAAAAGGCCGACUACGACGCCCUAGAACAGAACAUUCAAUCCAAAGCAGAAGGGCUCUUGAACUCAGCUGGACUGACAACAAGUAUCCUUACCCUUCUUUUGCGUCUUCGACAGGCCUGUUGUCACAGCUACUUGGUUGAAGUAGGUGAUCUCAAGCGCAGAGCAGAGACAAAUCCCUCUCUUUUCGUCAGUGAAAGUUGGAAGAAAAUGUAUGCUGCAACUUGUGACUUCGAUGAAGAAACCGUCAAGAGAAUCAAGCUAGAAUUGAGUGACGAUAUAACCGGUGGUGACGGUCAAGAAGAGGGUAUUUUCACUUGCCCACUUUGCUAUGAUGUCUUUUCGAGACACUCUAUAACUCUUUUUCCUCAGUGUGGUCAUAUGAUUUGUGAAAACUGUGUUGAAAAUUUCUUUGAACGCUUUGAAAUGGGAGACUCAAUAAUAGGAUUCAGAAGUGCUCUGUGCUUUGCCUGUUCAAGGGAGAUUAAGGAACAGGAUUUGAUCAAGUAUGAAAUGUUUCACAAGGUUCACUACGACGGAUACGAUGAAGAAGCCAUUGAAGAUUUGUUUUCGCCAAAAUCUAGGGCCCCUGAAAAGUUUACCUCUACUGAUAUAAUAAGUCGCCUUAUUGAAGAAACCAAUGGUUUCACACCGUCUACAAAGAUCGAAAAAUGCAUUGAGCUCGUGAACCAAAUACGAACGAAAAGUCUGGAAGAAAAGAUCAUUGUGUUCUCACAAUUCACUACUCUCUUUGACUUGAUGAAGUUGGUUCUUGACAAAAAAGGUAUACCAUUUUUACGUUAUGAUGGGUCGAUGUCACUUGAUGCUCGCAAUAAUACGAUAAAGAACUUCUACCAGGGUCUGACUCAGGUCUUGUUGAUAUCGUUAAGAGCAGGAAAUGUUGGUCUUACCUUAACUUGUGCAAAUCAUGUUAUUUUGAUGGACCCAUUCUGGAACCCAUUUGUUGAAGAGCAGGCUAUGGAUAGAGCUCAUAGAAUUGGUCAACAGCGUGAGGUUUUUGUCCAUCGUAUCUUGCUCAAUGACACGAUCGAAGGCCGUAUAAUGGAGCUCCAAAAGUACAAGAAAGAAAUGGUGCAGAAUGCACUAGAUGAGAAUGGCAUGAAGUCCGUGAGUAAGCUAGGAAGACAAGAAUUGGGGUUCUUAUUUGGUUUGAACAAUUUGGUCGACCGUGUAUUACAGUGA
Molecule: messenger RNA, 3312 nt
Organism: Meyerozyma guilliermondii ATCC 6260
Lineage: Eukaryota; Fungi; Ascomycota; Pichiomycetes; Serinales; Debaryomycetaceae
Product: translocase
Exons: 1
Coding region: 1-3312 (1103 amino acids)
Cellular component (GO): cytoplasm
Molecular function (GO): ATP binding; ATP-dependent chromatin remodeler activity
Source: RefSeq, a predicted model, not a curated record